AAAAUGAAGCACGAGGAGCUCGAAGCCAUCUCCGGCAAGCUGGCCGGCGACUUCCGCACCAUUGAGCCCUUUCUGAGGGACCUGGACAAGCACCUGACGCUGCGGUCGUACCUUGAGGGCUACACUCUUGGGGAGCUCGAGACCAAGAUCUGGCAGACUCUGCGGGCCAACAAGGUCGCCAUUGGCUUCAUCCGCAAGAAUGGACUGCCGAACCUGACCCGAUGGUUCACCUUCAUCGAGCAGUCGCAUCCCGAGAUCCAGGAGGCCCCCAAGGCCGAUGCUGCUGUCAAGGCUACCAAGGGUGGUGCCAACUAUAACCUCGCCCUCCAGGACACCGACAAGGGCGUCGUUACUCGAUUCCUACCCGAGCCUUCUGGCUACCUUCACAUCGGACACGCCAAAGCUGCCCUGCUCAGCGACUACUUUGGCCAUGUUGCCUACAAAGGCCAGAUGCGCCUGCGACUCGACGACACCAACCCGGCCAAGGAGAAGGAAGAGUUCCAGGAUGCCAUUGUCGAGGACCUCGCCCUUAUGGGCAUCAAGCCCGACAGCUUGACUUACACCUCCGACUACUUCGACUACUUGUAUGAUAUGUGCAAGAAGUUAAUCUCCAUGGGCCAGGCAUAUGCCGACGAUACCGACCAGGAGACGAUGCGUAGCCAGAGAAUGGACGGCAUCCCUUCCAAGCGCCGUGACCGAACCGUCGAGGAGAACCUGCGGAUCUUCGAGGAGAUGAAGAAGGCAUCUGAGGAAGGUCUGGCACACUGCAUUCGUGCCAAGAUCUCUUUCGACAACCCCAACAAGGCCAUGCGCGAUCCCGUCAUCUACCGAUGCAACGUCGAAAACACUCACCACCGCACCGGCACCAAAUGGAAGAUGUACCCCAUGUACGACUUUGCAUGCCCCGUGGUUGACAGCUACGAGGGAGUCACCCAUGCUUUGAGAUCCACCGAGUACACCGACCGAAACCCUCAAUACCAAUGGUUCAUUGACACCCUCAAACUGCGCCAGGUCCACAUGUGGGAUUUCUCUAGAAUCAACUUUGUCAGGACUUUCCUGUCCAAGCGUAAGCUGGCGAAGCUGGUUGAUGCUGGAUUGGUGUGGGGCUGGGACGACCCCCGAAUGCCCACUAUCCGUGGUAUUCGACGACGUGGAAUGACCAUUGAAGCGCUGCGGGACUUCAUCAUCAGGCAAGGCCCCAGCCGCAACGUGGUCAACAUGGACUGGACCACAUUCUGGGCCAACAACAAGAAGGUCAUUGAUCCUAUCGCUCCCCGAUUCACAGCUCUUCUGAGCAAGGACCUGGCCAAGGCUGCCGUGACCGGAGCGGAGGCUCCCGCCGCCGUUUCCACUGAGGAGCGACCCAAGCACCCGAAGAACGCGAGCGUUGGUACGAAGAAGGUCAUCUUCUCGCCUAGUCUUCUCAUUGACCAGGCCGAUGCCAAGAGCUUCAAGGCGGACGAGGAAAUCACUUUGAUGGGCUGGGGCAACGCCUUUGUUCGGGAAAUUUCUACAUCGGAUGACCCCGUCACCAGCUUCAAGCUUGAGCUCAACUUGAAGGGAGACUUCAAGAAGACCGAAAAGAAGAUCACUUGGCUGUCUGCCGAGGGCUUCAAGCUGGUCCCCGCUGAGCUGUGGGAGUUUGAUUACCUCAUUACCAAGGACAAGCUCGAGGAGGAGGACAACUUCGAGGACUUCCUGAACCCCAACACUGCCAGCAUGGAGGAUGCCGUCUGUGAGGCCGGCGUUGGUGAGCUGAAGAAGGACGACAUUAUCCAGCUCGAGCGAAGAGGAUUCUACAGAGUGGACAAGGGCAUGAACGACUGGGCAGAGGGCGAGGCUGGAUUGAAGGGACCAAGAGUCGUCCUCUUCAGCAUUCCCACCGGUAAGACUGGCCCUAAAUAGGAGAGCAUAUAGUGAAUGAAAAUGAG
Messenger RNA from Trichoderma citrinoviride, 1931 nucleotides. Its product is annotated as glutamyl-tRNA synthetase. Gene Ontology annotation, molecular function: glutamate-tRNA ligase activity; ATP binding. The record is from RefSeq and is a predicted model, not a curated record. The transcript has 2 exons. Gene Ontology annotation, cellular component: cytosol; cytoplasm; methionyl glutamyl tRNA synthetase complex. The coding region runs from base 4 to 1905 and encodes 633 amino acids. Lineage: Eukaryota; Fungi; Ascomycota; Sordariomycetes; Hypocreales; Hypocreaceae. Gene Ontology annotation, biological process: glutamyl-tRNA aminoacylation; translation.